AUGGACGAAGUGACAGGAGCUCAUCUUAUUGCUGAGUCUCUAAAGGCCCAGAAAGUGGAGUACAUGUUUGGGAUAGUCGGUGUUCCUGUCAUAGAAGUGGCUAUGGCUGCUCAGGCUGCAGGGAUCAAAUAUGUGGGAAUGCGAAACGAACAAGCGGCGUGCUAUGCGGCAUCUGCCAUUGGAUAUCUCACUGGGAGACCAGGUGCCUGCCUGGUGGUGUCUGGACCUGGACUCAUCCAUGCUCUGGGUGGAAUGGCUAACGCUAACAUGAACUGCUGGCCAGUGGUUGUUAUUGGAGGUUCUGCAGAUCGAAACCAGGAAACAGCAGGAGCCUUUCAGGAGUUUCCUCAGGUGGAAACAUGUCGCCUUUAUAGCAAGUUCUCUGCCAGACCCAGCAGCCUGGAAGCCAUCCCUUCAGUGAUAGAGAAGGCCGUUCGCACCAGCAUGUACGGGCGUCCAGGUGCUUGUUAUGUGGAUAUUGCAGGGGACAUGGUCAAUGCUAAAGUGGACAGGAGCAAUGUCAGAGUUGUGUCCUGCUGUCCAUCUCCACCAGUGAGUUUGGCUCACCACGGUGCAAUCACUGAAGCCUUAUCUUUCUUGAAAGCAGCUAAAAGACCCUUAGUCAUCAUUGGCAAAGGGGCAGCCUAUGGCCGAGCUGAAACUGCUCUGAGACAGUUUGUGGAAAAGAGCGGUCUGCCAUUUCUGCCCACCCCAAUGGGGAAAGGGGUCCUCCCUGAUGAUCACCCCAACUGUGUGGCUGCUGCCCGCUCAAGAGCUCUUCUCCAGGCUGACGUUGUGCUUCUGCUUGGAGCCAGGCUGAAUUGGAUCCUGCAUUUUGGUCUGCCACCUAGAUUCGACCCUGACGUCAAGAUCAUCCAGGUUGACCUUUGUGCUGAGGAGAUAGGAAACAAUGUGAAGCCUGCUGUUGCUCUCCUGGGAGACAUCAACUCUAUUGUCACUCAGCUUCUGGGGGGCGUCCGUAACAAUGGCUGGAAAUAUCCCUCUGAUACAGAAUGGUGGACCACAUUGAAGGACAAAAUUGCUGCUAAUGCAAAAAUAUCAAAGGCGCUCGUUCUUCAGUCAACAAUGCCCAUGAACUACUACACAGUGUUUCAUCAUGUUUCCCAGCUGCUGCCACAUGACUGUAUCAUUGUCAGUGAGGGUGCAAACACUAUGGACAUAGGACGCACUAUGUUGAACAACUACCUGCCUCGACAAAGGUUGGAUGCUGGUACAUUUGGAACGAUGGGAGUAGGCCUGGGUUUUGCAAUAGCAGCAGCCGCUGUGGAGAGGAACGAGAAUAAAAACCGAAGGAUAGUCUGUGUGGAAGGAGACAGUGCCUUUGGAUUUUCUGGCAUGGAAGUUGAAACUAUGUGCAGGUAUAAUCUACCUGUGGUCAUCAUUGUGGUCAAUAAUAAUGGUAUUUACAGUGGAGUGGAUCCUGAGACGUGGAAAGAAAUGGCAAAAAUGGGAGAUCUGACAUCUAUAGCCCCUCCUGUGUCCCUCCUACCUGAGGCACGCUAUGAUGAGGUCAUGGCAGCGUUUGGAGGUCGAGGGUUCCUGGUGAGGACGGUGGAGGAGCUGCGCAGUGCUUUACAGCUUAGCCUGAGUGACUGGGAGAGACCAAGUCUCAUAAAUGUGCUCAUCGACCCUUCCUCCGACAGAAAACAGCAGGAGUUUCCUUGGCUCACACGUUCCAACCUAUAGACGGAAAGAAGGCUCUGCAUCCUCCUCUAUCCAGAACAUUAUCAAAACCGGAAACACAACCUGGAAAAAAAAUAAAUAACAAUAAAAUACAACAAUAAAACAUGUUGACGCUUGAACUGAAUGUUAUUUGU
Molecule: messenger RNA, 1838 nt
Organism: Etheostoma spectabile (orangethroat darter)
Lineage: Eukaryota; Metazoa; Chordata; Actinopteri; Perciformes; Percidae
Gene: hacl1
Product: 2-hydroxyacyl-CoA lyase 1
Exons: 17
Coding region: 1-1707 (568 amino acids)
Biological process (GO): fatty acid alpha-oxidation
Cellular component (GO): peroxisome
Molecular function (GO): thiamine pyrophosphate binding; magnesium ion binding; catalytic activity
Source: RefSeq, a predicted model, not a curated record